AUGUUGCGCCACGAGGUGCUCCGUCUUACCUCGCUGCCCCUCAUCCUCAUCCUCAUCCUCAGCAACCUCCUCGGCCAUGCCCUGACUGCCCUGACCAGCCCAUCUCCCGGCCUGCCGAUGGUGAUCAACACCUGGGGCGGGCCCUUCACCGCCGCCACCGACGCCGCCUACCAGGCCCUCAUCUCUCCGGAUUCAACGUCGGCCCUCGACGCCGUCGAGAUCGGCUGCUCGACCUGCGAGCGCAACCAAUGCGACGGCAGCGUCGGCUACGGGGGUUCGCCCGACGAGGCGUGCGAGACGACGCUGGACGCCAUGAUCAUGGACGGCACGACGCUCAAGUCGGGCGCCGUCGCCGCGCUGCGCCGCGUGCGCGAGGCCGUCUCCGUCGCGCGCGCCGUCCUCGAGCACACCACCCACACGCUGCUGGCCGGCGACCAGGCCACGCUGUUUGCCGUGCAGAACGGCUUCCUCGAGCAGAACCUCACCACCGAGGCGUCGGCGCGGCAGUGCGCCGAGUGGAGGGCCGCGGACUGCCAGGCCAACUAUAGGAUCAACGUCACGCCGGACCCGACGACGGCGUGUGGGCCGUACACGCCGCUUGCUGUCGUCGAGCGGAGGGAUGCGGCGCUCGCUGGUGGUGACGCUGCUGCUGCUGCUGCUGCUGUGCACAGGCGGGACGCGUACCCGGAUGCACUGCAGCGCGGUUUCACGCCCGCAUCCGCGUCGCAGGCGUCGCACGACACCAUCUCCAUGAUCGCCAUCCACUCCUCUGGAACAAUGGCGGCAGGGACAUCUACCAAUGGUGCCUCGCACAAGAUCCCAGGCCGUGUAGGCGACGGCCCCAUCACCGGCAGCGGAUCCUAUGUCGACGGCGAUGUAGGAGGCUGCGGCGCGACCGGCGAUGGUGACAUCAUGAUGCGAUUCCUCCCUUGCUACCAGGCCGUAGAGAACUUGCGGCAGGGCAUGACCCCCACAGAGGCUGCGGAGGAUGUCGUGAAGCGCAUGCUGAGAAAGUAUCCCGAGGUGGCCAGCGGCAUCGUGGUUGUCAACAACAACGGCGAGCAUGGCGGGGCUGGUUCCGGCUGGACAUUUACGUAUGCAUAUAGAGGAGGCGACAUGAAUGCCACCGAGGUGGUCACGGUGCCGCCCGUGUCUGUAUCCAAGGACUUUGUAUAA
Molecule: messenger RNA, 1176 nt
Organism: Phaeoacremonium minimum UCRPA7
Lineage: Eukaryota; Fungi; Ascomycota; Sordariomycetes; Togniniales; Togniniaceae
Product: putative n -(beta-n-acetylglucosaminyl)-l-asparaginase protein
Exons: 1
Coding region: 1-1176 (391 amino acids)
Biological process (GO): protein deglycosylation
Molecular function (GO): N4-(beta-N-acetylglucosaminyl)-L-asparaginase activity
Source: RefSeq, a predicted model, not a curated record